GGGCGGUGCUCGUUCUGAUUGGCAGAGAGAACGGAUGCUUGACACGUCACAGCUGAUCGGACGGGUGGAAGCAGCGGGACAGAGCGGAAGAUAUGGCUGCCAUACGUAAAAAGCUUGUCAUUGUGGGUGAUGGCGCCUGCGGUAAGACCUGUCUGCUCAUCGUAUUCAGCAAGGACCAGUUCCCUGAGGUCUACGUGCCCACCGUCUUUGAGAAUUAUGUGGCUGACAUCGAGGUCGACUCCAAACAGGUGGAGCUGGCUCUGUGGGAUACCGCCGGCCAGGAGGACUACGAUCGUCUCAGACCCCUGUCCUAUCCGGAUACUGAUGUCAUCCUCAUGUGUUUCUCCAUUGACAGCCCUGACAGUUUGGAGAACAUCCCUGAGAAGUGGACUCCGGAGGUGAAGCAUUUCUGCCCCAACGUGCCCAUAAUAUUGGUAGGAAACAAGAAGGAUCUGAGGAAUGACGAGCACACCCGGCGUGAGCUGGCCAAGAUGAAGCAGGAGCCGGUGAAGCCAGAAGAAGGCAGGGAUAUGGCGAAUAGGAUCAGUGCCUUUGGCUACCUGGAAUGCUCUGCUAAAACAAAGGACGGUGUGCGAGAAGUGUUUGAGAUGGCGACAAGAGCUGCCUUACAAGCCAAGAGAGGUCGCAAGAAGACCACGUGCAAUCUCCUGUAAAGUGCGGCCAAACUGCAAAAGAAAGACCACCUCCCCCCCAUCGCCCCCCUUCCUCACGCCCUCUCUCCGCUCUCUGCCCAUCCAGCCCUGGUCUGUACCUUGGGCUGACGAGGGGGCCGGUGAUGAAGCGGUGUACCACUCCUUCUAUGUCAGCCACACUUGCCUUACUGCAAAGGACCCUCCAAGAGGUCAGCGAGGGGAGGCGACGCCAACAUCUGCCGCCCCUUCCCGCACCAUGAGACGUGGUCGGUGCCAUGCUCUGCAGGUUCCACCUACGGGGACCACGUUGUCGAGCUCAGGUGCCAUACUUUUUAGGACUUUUUUUUUUUUUUUAAGGAGUUGGGGACAUCUUUUGCAAGUUCUGGGGCGACGUGCCAGUGCCAUGUUUUUCCUUGACCCCCUCCGCUGGUUUUCGGGGUCCGCGGUAGCAGAAUUUUGGGGGAUUUUUAUUCUGCUUCACAAAAAAAAAACUGAUCUUCCCUUUCUAUAUAUAUACAAAUAUAUAUAUGUUUCAGAUGUUUGUACGUGAGCGAGCCGGGCCGACUCAUCGAAAGCAGAGACGGGCAACUUGCUCUUCAGCUUUUGUGCUACUGCAAGCCCUGCUGGGAUCUGUAGUUCCACAACACCUCAAGAGCUCUGGGAAGCUCCUCACUGCCUCACAGAGGGCACCGUUCAGCCGGCCAAGCCCCUGUGCUUCCGAUGUCAGGAUUGGGUUAAGAAACAGAAAAAGGAAGUGGUUUUGCAGAAGUGCGGAGCUCGCAGCGUCUCUGUGCCAUAUCGCCUCUCCCCGAUGUUUGGGCCUAGCCAUCGCUUAUUAUUUUUUUUUUUGUUUUUGUGCGUUUUAAAGAUGUCUAAUUUUAUUCCUCUUUUAAUGUUGAUACGUUUUCAUAAAGAUUUACUGAAUCCACCCUUUCUCAGCAAGCAGAAUUUCACAAUAAAGCUGUGUAGUCAUGUUUAGUA
Molecule: messenger RNA, 1634 nt
Organism: Bufo gargarizans (Asiatic toad)
Lineage: Eukaryota; Metazoa; Chordata; Amphibia; Anura; Bufonidae
Product: transforming protein RhoA-like
Exons: 5
Coding region: 93-674 (193 amino acids)
Biological process (GO): small GTPase-mediated signal transduction; stress fiber assembly; cell migration
Cellular component (GO): cleavage furrow; dendritic spine
Molecular function (GO): GTP binding; GTPase activity
Source: RefSeq, a predicted model, not a curated record